CCUGCGCUGGCCCAGGCGUCGCCAGACGAGGCCAUCAUGCCGCUGCGCUCCCGGCUGUACAAUGUGCUCUUCCGCCGCACCUCCACCUUCGCCCUCACCAUCGUGCUGGGGGCCCUCGUCUUCGAACGCGCCUUCGACCAGGGCGCGGACGCGUUCUACGAGCGUCUCAACCACGGGAAACUGUGGAAACACAUCAAGCACAAGUAUGAGACACAAGAAAAGUGAAGUGAGAGCUACAGGAGCCAUGCCGGGGUGCCUGUAUCCCCUUGUGUAAACUCUUCAAUUGCCUGAUACCAAUUACCAAGAAUGAAAAUGGGCUUCUGACUGAAGAAAUCUGAGCCAGAGAGAGCACAUCACCAACUUCAUCUGUGGCAGAAACCUUGAUGGAUUUACUCCUGCUGUGUUAAAACAUUCUGUUAAACUAAUAAACUCACUAACCCAUA
Messenger RNA from Terrapene triunguis (Three-toed box turtle), 443 nucleotides. RefSeq names its product cytochrome b-c1 complex subunit 9. The transcript has 2 exons. The coding region runs from base 37 to 225 and encodes 62 amino acids. Lineage: Eukaryota; Metazoa; Chordata; Testudines; Emydidae. The record is from RefSeq and is a predicted model, not a curated record. Gene Ontology annotation, biological process: mitochondrial electron transport, ubiquinol to cytochrome c.